AUGGGUGCCUUGGAUAAUCAUUCACUCGAUGACAAAAGAGUGGGUGCUCUUGCUAUCCCUGUUCCUUCAUAUUCUCCUCCUGUCUCAGCGUUAUCCCUUUCGUCUCCAUCAUCUGUCUCGCGUUCGGCUAUCUCAAAUACCGCUGAUAACUCAGGAGAAAGUAGCAUCAGUACAUCGGUCAUGUUUUCCCCUUUGAAGGUGGGAAGAGAUAUCGAGCUUGGAGGCCUAUGCGGGUCAGAACAGCGGCCGUCCUUGCACGAUCUGUCCGUUGGUGAUCAGACUUCAGGAGAUUCUACUCUCGUGGCGCAUGGAAGAUCAGACCAUUGGGAUUAUGUUGAGCUGGGUCCACAAUGUUCGGAACAUAAAGUGAAAGCCGAGGCCAAAUCUAAUCGUAAGAUUGCAGAUUUAGAAAUCACCAAUCGUUCGCUUCUUGCCAUUAACGCGUCCUUGGAAAAUACAAAACAUCGGCAAGCGAAAGAAAUUCGUGAUUUGCGCAGGAAACUAAGAGACUCUCGGCUGAGUUUGUCCCCCGGGACUUUUCGCGUUCUCAACUCUUCGCCAUAUCUCAGCGAAAGCGACCAUGACGAAGAGGACGAGGGUACUGACAAUGGAAGGAAAGGCAAAGGUGAUGUUUUGUAUGAGAAGAUUAAAAUGAUGCUGGAGGAAUUGAUAGUGUCUGGGGAAAAGGCCCUCGACACAGUAGGGAAGACAGAGAAGACACGAGAGUAA
Serpula lacrymans var. lacrymans S7.9 is the source of this 729-nucleotide messenger RNA. RefSeq lists its product as uncharacterized. The record is from RefSeq and is a predicted model, not a curated record. Bases 1 to 729 code for a protein of 242 amino acids. The transcript has 2 exons. NCBI's taxonomy places the organism in Eukaryota, Fungi, Basidiomycota, Agaricomycetes, Boletales, Serpulaceae.